AUGAUUGCCAAAGUCUUGAAACUAGGGUUUCUAUUCCUAUUGGUAACUUCCCACAAGACACUUCCAUUCGCAUAUGUGGUGAGAUUCUACUAUCAUGCCAUCCAAGGAUUCUUCCUUUCGCGCCUCAAAUAUCUCGCUACUAAAUCAAAUUCGUUCGGAUAUAACUCCCCCAAAGAUCUCUUCACUUGGGUGACUUUGCGCUCCCAUGCAUCGCCUUUGGAAAUCGAUAUGUACAUGCAUAAGCUGAAUUCAACAUAUUUCCUCGACUUGGAUAUCGCUAGAACAAAGUUGUUGACGAGAUUACUCCAAAAGUUUUGGUGGGCGUGCUACGAUAAUGACCAAGGGAAAUUUAAAUCGAAACACACAUUAAGUAACAUUCCUUAUACGCCCGUUGCUACCGUACAAUGUAGAUUCAUCAAAGAAUUAAAACCAUUUCAAAAGUACGACAUAAGCUCAAGAAUUUUGGCUUGGGAUGACAAGUGGUUAUUCGUCUUGUCUAAAUUUGUAACCAAAAAGAAGGGCGAAGAAGUCAUCAAUGCUAUUGCAUUGACCAAGUAUGUAUUAAAGAAUGGCAGAAUCACGGUGGCUCCAAAAGAAUAUCUUGAAAUUUGUGGGUUCUUGAGUGAAGAAAACGACAAGAUCAACCAAAAGAACUACCAAUUGGUUACUUCUUUAGUAGAUGUACAAGAUUUAGAGAACGUUGCCAAGGUAAUGGCAUAG
Messenger RNA from Spathaspora passalidarum NRRL Y-27907, 720 nucleotides. RefSeq lists its product as uncharacterized. The record is from RefSeq and is a predicted model, not a curated record. Bases 1 to 720 code for a protein of 239 amino acids. The transcript has a single exon. Lineage: Eukaryota; Fungi; Ascomycota; Pichiomycetes; Serinales; Debaryomycetaceae.